This is a messenger RNA of Branchiostoma floridae (Florida lancelet), 823 nucleotides long. RefSeq names its product mediator of RNA polymerase II transcription subunit 8-like. Lineage: Eukaryota; Metazoa; Chordata; Leptocardii; Amphioxiformes; Branchiostomatidae. Bases 1 to 738 code for a protein of 245 amino acids. Gene Ontology annotation, molecular function: RNA polymerase II cis-regulatory region sequence-specific DNA binding; transcription coregulator activity. The record is from RefSeq and is a predicted model, not a curated record. The transcript has 3 exons. Gene Ontology annotation, biological process: regulation of transcription by RNA polymerase II. Gene Ontology annotation, cellular component: mediator complex; core mediator complex.
AUGCAGCAGAGGGAAGAGAAGCAGCUGGAGGCGGGGCUGGACGCCCUGAUCGUGCGGGUGAAGGACCUGAGGGACUCGAUCCACGCCUUCCUCAUGAAGUUAGAACACGAACACCAGACCCUGCAGUGGACUUCUGUACUGGACAGCUUCGCCCUGCUGUCUGGACAGCUCAGUACUCUACAGAAACUGGUUAUGAAGGAGAAGAUGCCGUCUCUACAGAACCUGAUCUUCCUGCCCCUGGUGCUGUCCCCUGACAGCGACCCACAGCUGGAGACCACCACUGAGGGGAGGGUGCCUGUCUUCAGCCAUGAAGUGGUUCCAGACUAUCUGCGUACCAAGUUUGAACCAGAGGUGGAGUCCAGGGAGAAGACUCUCACCACGCAGUCAGAACGUCUCACUCCGGAGGCGGCCCAGAAACAGAUCCAGCAGCUCAACAACCUGUGCGACAAACUCCUGAACAAGCUGAACGCAGCGAGCGAAGACUGGGACUCGGAGGUGUCUGCCUCCCAGGGGAGCACCCCAGCGUCAUCCCUAGCGGACACCAGCGCUCUCAUUGCCGCAGUGAGCUUUGGGAAGGGGUUGAAGCCCAGCAGGACCCCCAGUCAGAGCGGCCCUGACACCCCCCAGUCCCAGCCCUCCCCCCAGGCCUCCCAGGCUGGCCCCGCCCCAGGAAAGGCUCCCAGCACCAUCAAAACUAACAUCAGAUCAGGGGCCAGCUCACACCCAUACCAGAGAUGAGAUGUACAGGAUUUGUGUUUGAUGUUAUUGGCACAAAUAAGUCUUUGUAAAGUUUUGUAAAAACUAAUAAAAUCCUUCGCUUCAC